Molecule: messenger RNA, 5231 nt
Organism: Cimex lectularius (bed bug)
Lineage: Eukaryota; Metazoa; Arthropoda; Insecta; Hemiptera; Cimicidae
Gene: IA-2
Product: receptor-type tyrosine-protein phosphatase N2
Exons: 26
Coding region: 199-2799 (866 amino acids)
Biological process (GO): protein dephosphorylation
Cellular component (GO): secretory granule
Molecular function (GO): protein tyrosine phosphatase activity
Source: RefSeq, a predicted model, not a curated record
UGUCUCUGUGACGUCACAGGAGGAGUUAGUUGGUCCGGGUGGUCAGAAGGGGCGCUAGACCCCAGAAGAGAAGACGUCCCGGAUCCCGUACCCGUCUGCAGAGGCCCCGAUUUCAAAGGGCCAGACAGGAUUCCUGGCGGUGACAGGGGCAGAGCCCCCGCCCCGAGCGAGAACGCCCUGGGGACACAGUCGUCAGAAAUGUUCUCAAGCGUUUUUUAUCUGCUUGUACUAGCAGUUACCCGCAGCUCAAUUGUCGAAGCAACUGGUUAUAUCGGAUGCCUUUUUAGCGAGGACUUAUGUAACGAAGCUACACAGUGGUGUUUCGACGACGGAGCUUUUGGAAAAUGCAUCAACAGACUAGACACCGCGGACCCAGAAAGUUUAUACAGGCACGAACUAGACAAGGAAGAUCUAGACACGUUGGAAUACGAAUUGGAAAAGUUGUUGCAAACGGGCUACAAAUGGAGUCAUAUGCACACCCAGUGCGUCCUCCAUGCUUUGCUGUAUUCCUUUCGAACCGGAAAUGACUUUGAAAGGGCCAUAUGCGACAGGCUGAAAGAAAAAGACCUAGAAGACGCACAAGAUACUAAAGAUUCUGAAAAAUCACCUUCACCAGUGAACGUCGCAUUUAUCAAGUACACGCCCAGCGAGGAGAACCCAAGAUCGGAUUUCGCGGAUGAAGUCUACUUUCCUCCGAAGCAGCAGCCUACGUCGUUCGAUGAGCUUGGGAAGAACGAGGAAGAAGAACCUCUAGCCGGGGUCGUACGGAGGUCACUUCCUCCUGAGCAAAAAUGGAACCAUUUCUCGACCCUGUACAACACACCGGCGCACUUUAGAUCCGGCUUCGAGCUCAAAGACCUGCCAGAUGACUCAGAUCCGAUAGAAGGGGGCUUUUUUCAAGAGAUAGUCCCUGACAUUGAUAAAGAAGAAGAUCUGGGAUUUAUUCGAGCACAGGAUUAUUAUCAGAAUGAAAAAAAUCCAAGCACCGUAUACACAGAAGGAGGUGUGCUGUACAUGCCAGAAACGAGCAGGAACAAUUAUAUGACGAAGGAAGAUUUGCUUGAGAGCCUGGGUUUCAAGAGAAGAGAGAGGCUGGAUGUCAAAAAGCCUGGGCCGCCGUACGGUCCAACUUUUCAACAAACGACUGUGAACCCAGAGAAGAAGUCGUCGAAUGAAGUUGGACAAAAAGAAGUUGUUGCAAAUGAACUUCCAGUUCGUCCAAUCAAGAGCUUGCCGUGGUCGAAAGCAAAAAAGUUGGCAGAACAGACCGACCCUGAUCUCUACGACGUCGUUGACACCACAUACGCUUACAUCCAGUUUCAAAACUCAAUAAGAGAAUGGAAAGAGGGAUCGAGGAUCGUGAAAGCUGUAGCAAAGCUUCUCAAGGUGACACCGAAUAUAUUCAGCCACGAAAGAGUGGACAGAAAUGAAGUGACAUUCAGGGUUAACGAACCGAACAAGUUCGGACUGAAUGCUUCUGAGGUAGCAAGAAGGAUUGAUGGAAUUAAAGACGAGCUUCGUAGGGAAACAGGUGUCAUUGUGACUUCCACUGGAAUUGGCGAUAAGGUUAAACUACCAUCGGUGGUGCAUCUGGACGGCAGACCUGACCACCAGGUCUAUAUCGUUACUGUCAUCGUCUGUGGAGUGCUGGCCGCUUUGGCGUUGUCUGGAGGCGUUCUCUACUUGACUAGAAAGCACGGGCACAAGCUCAAAAGCAUGACUUCUGACACUGAACCAAGCAAGCACUAUCAGGACUUAUGUCGAGCAAGAAUGUCAACUAAAACAACCCAACAGGCACAGGACUCACCUGCACCAGCUCAACGAAUCACCAGCCUAUCAAAAGAAAGCGAUAAAGACAGCCCAUCAUCAAGAUCGAGUACUUCUUCAUGGAGUGAUGAACCAGCAUUGACAAACAUGGACGUCUCAACAGGCCAACAAGUUUUAACUUAUUUGGAAGAACACUUGAAAAACAAGGAACGGCUGGACUCGGAAUGGACAGCGCUUUGCGCUUAUGAAGCUGACCCAUGUGCAACAACAAUAGCACAGAGACCUGAAAACCUACAAAAAAAUAGGUAUCCUCAUGCUCUUCCUUAUGACCAUGCUAGGGUUGUCCUAAACGAAUUGUCCAACAUCACUGAAUCGGAUUACAUCAAUGCUUCAGCAAUAGCGGAUCACGAUCCAAGGAAUGCAGCAUACAUUGUAGCUCAAGGACCACUCCCUCAUACAGUGCCAGAUCUGUGGCAGAUGGUCUGGGAGCAAGGAUGUGUGGUACUCGUCAUGCUGACAAGGCUCGAAGUAAAUGAAACCCAACUUUGCCAUAGAUACUGGCCAGAGGAUGGCUCUGAAAUUUAUCAUAUUUAUGAGGUCCAUCUAGUCGGAGAGUACAUGUGGUGUGAUGACUAUGUCGUGAGAAGUUUCUAUCUCAAAAAUUUGAAAACAGGCGAGACAAGAACAGUGACACAGUUCCAUUUCCUUUCUUGGCCGGAAGGAGGUGUUCCAACAGGGACAAAGUCACUUCUUGAAUUCAGAAGAAAAGUAAAUAAAUCAUUCAGAGGAAGAUCUUGCCCAAUUGUGGUACAUUGCAGUGAUGGCAUUGGACGGAGUGGAGCUUAUUGUUUGUUGGACAUGGUAUUGAACCGAAUUGCAAAAGGUGCAAAGGAAAUUGACAUAGCAGCCACUCUCGAGCACAUCCGCGAUCAGAGGGCUGGAACAGUCUCGACAAAGGAGCAGUUCCAGUUUGUUCUCACCGCAGUGGCUGAUGAGGUUCAGGCAAUCCUCAAGGUGUUACAACAACAGUAGAUUAAUUGAAAAAAGGAACACUGAAUCAAGCAUAUAUCGCUCCCAAGAAAUUUGGUAACUUAGAUUCACUCAUGAGAAAAAUAUCUCAUCCUAUUUUAUUUUAUUGGUUUAUUUAUUUUUAAAUGUUCUUAUUCAGAAAAUAAAAAAGUAAUAACAUCUAAUCAGACAUUUUAAAAUUUUGUUAAGAUUUUAUAAGCCAGUUAUUUAUGGAUGAUUUUUAUUUUUUUUUAAUACAAAAUAAUGAUGUAGCAAUAUUACAUUUAGGACUUUUCCUAACUUUUAAAAAAUCAGCAGUCAUUGAUAGUUUUACAUAUUUUUGUAAAUCAUCAGGGGGUCAGGAAAUGCCGUCCAAAAUUAUUUUCAAAACAGAGUUGGCAUUUUUAUUCAUGACAAUCUUUGCAUUAGUUCUUUAAAAAACAAAUAUUUUUGGUACUGUGACACAAAAAUUUUGGGUGAUCUGGUGGAGGCAUUGAAUAAACGAUGUUACAAGACAUUAUUAUUUUUAAUAAAAGAAAAGCAAAGAAAAAAUAAAAUGCGGUUUGUGAAAGUUCCAAAUGUACUUUUGUUGCAUCAGUUAUUUAUCUUCUGUUGAGCCAUAGUAAUCGUGAAUACAGUCAGGGGGCCUAAUACGCAAUAUCUUACAUAUUGUAAAAGCGCUGUUUGAAAAAAAAAUAUAUAGUUCUACUUGAAAAUAAGAAAUUUCGUAUUUAAGGAAAUUAAAAUAUCAUAAUUAUAUGUUUUAUGAAGUAGUUCUAUGUUUAAACAAGCCAUUCUUUAAAUACAUUUUGAAUAAUGCAGUAAAAAUGUUUGUGAAGGAGAUACAUAAUAAAUUAAAUAUAUAUGGAAAAAAUGAAAUCUUCCUGUUUAAUUCAAAACUAAAUAAAUAUAUAUUUUUUCUGUCUCAAAAGAUAAAGGAUUUCCUAUUCUAUUUUUUAGAAACAUUAGAGUGACAUUUUAGCAAAUAUAGAAAAUCGUCAAAAUAUAUUUUUGAAAUUUUGUUUUGCUCUCUUUAUUGAAAGUUACAUAAUGUGUUUAUGUUUAUGCUUAUGCACAGCAGGUUGUUUUUAUGUUAGAAUUGUUUUAAAUGUUUAUCAAUGUUGCACAGUAUGUAAGUGUUUUAAUAAUAUUGUAGAACUUCAGGUCUUAGUUUUAAGGAUAUUUUAAAAUAAAAUUUUGGACAAGUGGGAGGUCAAUUAAUUAGGUUUGUGAGAAUGAUGGGGCUAAACAAAUGGUGCUUCAAGUUCGCUUCUAUUUGUUCAUUUUUUUAUCUAUUUUUUAAUUUUUUAUUUGUUUAUUUAUUUUUUGUAAUAUGAGAAGGACUGAUACAGAAGAAUAUGAAAAGUUAUCGCUCAUGAUAUUAAACAAAAAAAAUAAUUAACAAUCUAAAACAGAUUCAAAAAAAUAAAAUGCCUAUCGAAACACAGAUAUAGUCCUAAAAAAUUAUUUAUUUAAAAAAUCCAUGGUUAUUAUUUCAAUAAAUAAAAAAAAAACAGUGUUUUCAAUUUGUUUCAAUAAUAAUGAUUAAAAAAAGAAGAGUAAGAAAAUUAAAAUACAGGAGAAAUCAAAGACUGAAGGGAGCCUUUUGUUUUUUCAUGGAUUGUAUGGGAACUAAAUUAUAACAAAUGAAAAAAUUGUGGACUUGACGGUAACGGAGUCACUGUACCUGAGUUUCGUGCAGGCAUUCUGGGAGUUGAUAAGUUCCACGGGUGUUGAUAUGGCCAGUGAAGGAAAGAUGACUUUGUUCAAAAUGCCGUGCGAAUGAUGACAACAUCCCGCAGUUCUUCACUCCUUGCCGUGACUAUGGUCAAUACAAUUUAUGCCUCUAGAUGUGUCGAGGCUGAGGAAAACAAAGUCAGCACUUACGGCCGUAUUUUGUCGUAUUGUCAAGAUUAGCAAAGCGACAAAACAUGUCCUGGAUUAUCAAAAUAGGAUAAUGUUUUAUGAAAAAUAAUAAUGGAAAAAAUACAAAAAAAAUUAAUAAUAAAUCCUUUAUUGGUGUCAUUAUAUCUUCUACCCUUUCCUGUUGUCAGUUGUGUGUUUAUUAGGAAAUGUGCCAAAAAAAUUUAAAAAAUUACUACAAGGCACCUUCAUUUAAAUGUUUAAAACAAAUAUCAAGGAAAAAUUUACUGUCUUGCACAUUUAUAUUUAGAUUUAGAUUGUUAUUCUUCACUACUGCUAUGCCUAAUUAUUUUAGUCAAAACCAAAGCUUUACCAAAAAUUCUAUUUUUGUGUAUAUCGAUGUUGUAACACAAAUUUAUGCUAAUCAUAACAAAAAUUAUUGUAUUAGAAGUUAAUAUAAAUAAAUAUAUACCAAAAAUAUUAUAUAUAUUACUACAAUGUUGUAAGAGAGAAAGAGAGAGAGGAUCUGUUGUUAAAUUUGAUGUGAUUAUAAGCAGGGAAUGAUAAUAUAAUAAAUUGCAAGUACAAACCAA